AUGGAGCAACUAUCAUCUAUUGCCACUAUGGCUCUGCGGAGAAAGGAUAAGAAGGGCGAUCAAGACCAUCAGGAAGGGAAGAAGCCGGCCAAUCCCCUCACUUACCCCAAAAGUGCACAACCAUUCAGUGCCCAAUUAUUCCAAACCCCAACCUCGGAAUAUCGAGGCUGUCCUCUAUGGGCUUGGAACACCAAGCUCGACAAGAAGCAACUGCUGCGGCAGAUCGAUAACUUUGCGGACAUGGGGAUGGGGGGCUUCCAUAUGCAUGUUCGCACCGGCCUUGACACCGAGUAUAUGGGGCCGGAGUUUAUGGAUCUGGUUCGAUCUUGUGUAGAUUACGCGGAGAGCAAAAAUAUGCUUGCAUGUCUGUAUGAUGAGGACCGAUGGCCCUCGGGGGCUGCGGGGGGACUCGUGAUCGCCAAGUAUCCCGAGACAAAGGGAAAGCAUCUUUUAUUCACGCCGUAUCGAUAUGGCACGGUGGAGCUUGGUGGGGAUCGCUCACCUUCUUCUGCCCGAGCUUGCCGCAGUGAGAAUGGACGUCUUCUGGCAAGAUAUGAUAUUUCGUUGGAUGACAAUGCUUGUCUGGAAUCUAGUCGGAUAUUGGAAGAUGGCGAAGCCGGCGCCAAUAUCUGGUACCUCUAUGAGGAGACUAAUCCUGGGUCUCCAUGGUUCAAUGACCAGACAUAUAUCGACACGUUAAGUGUAGAUGCCAUGGCUAGGUUCAUUGAAAUGACUCAUGAGACCUACAAGGCCAAGAUUGGAGAUAAGUUUGGGACUGUCGUGCCCUGCAUUUUCACUGAUGAGCCACAAUUUGCUAUCAAAACCCAGCUGUCUAACCCCAGAGCAGCAGAGGACAUAUUCCUGCCAUGGACCACAGAUUUGGCCUUGACCUUUAAGAAAGAAUAUUCUGCGGAUCUCAUUAAAGACCUGCCUCAAUUGGUAUGGAAUCUCCCAGAAGGAAAGGCGAGUGCGACUCGCUAUCAGUACCAUGACCAUGUUUGCGAACGAUUUGUCACUUCAUUCAUGGAUCAAAUUGGUCGGUGGUGCAAGAAGAAUGGCAUUAUGCUAAAUGGGCAUAUGAUGGAGGAGCCAACACUGUACUCUCAAACAACAGCGCUGGGCGAAGCUAUGCGUUGCUAUAGGAGCAUGGAGAUGCCCGGCAUGGAUUUACUCUGCGAUUGGGUCGAGUACAAUACUGCGAAGCAGGUUUCAAGUGUAGCUCGACAGAACGGGCUCAGGGGUGCAAUGAGUGAGAUAUAUGGUGUCACCCAUUGGGAUUUCACAUUUGAGGGCCACAAAGGGUGCGGCGAUUGGCAAGCCGCCCUUGGUAUUACUUUCCGCGUUCAUCACCUUACCUGGAGUCCAUGGUACAAGGAGUAUGGAUACGUCGAAGAUCACUUCGCGCGUGUUGGCGUUGCAAUGACUCGUGGAAAAGCUGUGACGAAAGUUGGGGUUAUCCACCCCAUCGAGAGUUACUGGCUGGCGUUUGGUCCAAACGGAAGUGGAGAUGAACUGCAAUCGCGAGAUCGAGCGUUCGGCGAUUUGUCGAAUUGGUUACUUCAUGGGCUUAUCGACUUUGAUUUCAUCUCGGAGAGCCUGUUACCUGGACAAAUAUCUGGAAAAAUUACAGGAAAUCAGCUACGGGUAGGAAAGUGCGAAUAUGAAGUAGUUAUUGUUCCUAAUCUUCGAACGAUUCGGUCAACUACGCUGAAAAUUCUCCGGGAGUUCAGUCGAGCUGGCGGCCAAGUCAUUGUGGCUGGCAGUGCGCCAACUCUUGUCGAUGCACAAAUGCCACGAUCAAACCCUGUAAUUGAGAACAGUCUGAGCAUUUUUUGGAGUCAACAGAAUAUUAUUUCUGCCCUGGAUAAACACCGGGAUAUUCGAAUUGUCACCGAUCAAGGAGCACCGACGGAUAGAUUGUUGCAUCAGAUCCGGCAGGAUGGAGACCACCGGUUUGUCUUUGUAUGUAAUACGAACCGAACUACGCCGACGGAUACUACAGUGAAGCUAAAAGGGCUGUGGAACGUUGGAAAGCUGGACACCUUUACUGGGAAGGAAUCCUCUCUGUGCAGUCAGCUAAAUGAUGGCUGGACCAUCUUUACCUACAGAUUCGAAGGGUGCGCAAGCCUCCUUCUGCGGCUGUCUCCAUUUAAGCCCGAGCUGCUGCCAUUGUUGGGCUCCUUUACGCCGUCCCUAGACGUAAAGACGGUUGCACAAGAUAUUCAACUUGAAAAGAUUUUGUUUUCGGAACCUAACGUGCUACUACUCGACUACGCAGAAUAUAAACUUGACGAUGAAAGUUGGUCCGAGCCCAUUGAGGUUCUCCGAAUUGAUAAUAUUAUCCGCUCUCGUCUGAAAAUCCCACCAAAGGGAUUCGCUUGGAGACAACCUUGGACAGUGUCAGAGUCUGAUCGAGCAUCAAAGGCACAAGCAACUUUGCGCUUUACGUUCAGCUCUUCGUUUGACAUCAGCGAGUCCCUCAGCUUGGCCGUUGAGGAUGCUGAUAAGUUCAAAAUAUCCGUCAAUGAGUCCCUAAUACAAUCCGCUGGCUGCUCCCGACACUCUUACUGGGUUGACGAGGCCAUCACCAAACUCACUAUCCCCAAAAAUACAAUCAAGAAAGGCAGCAAUACGAUUUUGCUGUCUUUCCCUUUUGGUAUUCUAACUAACAUUGAGCGUAUAUAUAUCUUGGGAUGGUUCCAAGUGGUCCUGACAGGCCGAAGCACCGUCCUGAAACCGCUUCGUAAUGUUACGUCCAAGGUUAGGGGCUGGGGUGAUAUAGUGGAUCGGGGGUUUCCCUUCUACGUCGGGAACGUAACUUACAAUUGCAGCUUCUCCAUAGACACUAACGCCUCGAAGACCAAUGUCACACUCAAGGUCCCGGAGUUUAGCAGCCCCGUCUUAAGUGUACACGACCAGCAUUCCCCGACGACGGGCUCCAAGCUUGGUAAUAUUGCUUUUCAGCCACGCACGUUAUAUCUUGGCAAGUUUGGACCCGGUGAACACAAAAUAUCCAUAACCGCAUAUGGGAAUCGGUAUAAUAGUUUCGGCCAUAUUCAUGCACCGGCCUGGGUUCCAGCAGGAUGUUGGCCUGAUUUGUGGAGAACGGGAGGCGAUUGGUGGACAGAUGACUAUUCACUCCGGGCAGUUGGAGUGCUAGCGUGCCCAAAGAUCGAAAUCUCCGAAGUUGUGAGUGAGACGGAGCAUAUUAACGAGGAUAAUAACGAUCAGGAUUGGGUUGUGGUGCGGUGA
Molecule: messenger RNA, 3252 nt
Organism: Venustampulla echinocandica
Lineage: Eukaryota; Fungi; Ascomycota; Leotiomycetes; Helotiales; Pleuroascaceae
Exons: 4
Coding region: 1-3252 (1083 amino acids)
Source: RefSeq, a predicted model, not a curated record